Coccinella septempunctata (seven-spotted ladybird) is the source of this 1871-nucleotide messenger RNA. RefSeq lists its product as uncharacterized. Bases 58 to 1785 code for a protein of 575 amino acids. The record is from RefSeq and is a predicted model, not a curated record. NCBI's taxonomy places the organism in Eukaryota, Metazoa, Arthropoda, Insecta, Coleoptera, Coccinellidae. The transcript has 9 exons.
UUUAUCUUUGGUACGUGUAAAUAUAAAAGCAAGUGUAUAGACAAACUGUGAGUGGUAAUGAGUGAAAAAUUCAAAAGUAUUUUGAAAUCUUGGGGAUUGGAAUACCUCAUCCAAUUAUUUGAAGAUGAAGGUAUUGAUGAUACUGCCUUCGAUUUGCUCGAUGAGCAAACUAUGAAGGAACUUAUUCCGAAAAAAGGAAGUUUCCUCAUUUUUCGUUCAAAAUAUGAACAAUAUAAGAACAAAAAAGUUAUCGAAGACGCUUUAAAAUCAGAUAUUAUAAUUGAUUCAUUAGAAACAGCCUCAAACUCAACAUCCACUGCUCGUACAGUCACAAUAUCUGACUUGGGUACUCCGUACUAUUCAAGUGAUGUAUCCAAUGACUCCAGAUGUUUCAUUCCAGAAUUAGAUGCUAUUUUAAAUAGUGAGGAGCAAUCUAAUGAAAACGCCUGUCCUAAUUUAACACCUAUAAUGAGAGAAUCGAAAACCAAGCGACCGAGCUCCUCAUUAUUCAUCAAUUACAUGUCUUUGGAAGAUUUAUUGCGCAGUUCUACUGAAGGUAGAAUAUUAUUGGCGAAAAAACAGAAACUGACCAAUGACUCUAGACAGAAAUUAGUGAAUUUGAUAAUAGACGAGUUAAUUAACGAAUGUCUUCGAUCGAAGCAAAGAGUGGAAUUGAAAACCGAGAAGCUGAUUGAAAUUGCAGAGUCUAUACAAGAACUGUUUGUGGGAGAAGAUAAAAACACAUAUUAUAUACCAUACAGUUCCAAAAGGGACAGUCUAAGGAAACAACCAGCCCGAGGAAAAUUGUGGUAUAGGUACCUCAACAUAAAAGCUCAACUGAGGUUGAUAAACAAAGAAAAAAUAUCAACUCCAGAAGUGGAGUCUGAAUCAUUCACAGUUGAAGAACAACAGUGCUUGGUAUUCCUGAAAACGCAUUCUGAACCUUACCAUGACUUGUUGAUAAAUUGGGAAGCCACAUUUGACAUAAGAAAAUCCAUUUAUUCUGAGUGUGAAAUUCAAACCCUGUUCAACGAUAUUAAAUGUUCAGAUAAGGAUUAUUUUCUAAAUUUGCUCGAAACUGAUUUCAAUAGGGAUAACCCAGGAAGAGUGGAUAUCAUUUAUUCUCAGUGGCCUAAGGUUUUUCCAGCAAUUUUAAGGGAGUUAGAAAUUAGAAGAAUAGCGGUAGCUAAGGAAUUCAACUCCCAUGAACUAGAUCCACAGACACAAGCGUUCAGUCAUCUGGCCUAUUUGUUUUCCCCAUCUAAUAUUAAGGGAAAAAACUUCCACUGGAGGCCAUCCAGAACAGAGGUGCAAGAUAGCAUUUUUUGUGUUGUGAAGGAUGAUGAAGAAUUAGAGGAGCGGAUUAAAAGAAGGAAAUUGUUUUUAGAUAAGGGUGACCUUCCCUUACAGCCCUUUGCUUAUGCUGUUGUUGUGUUGGAGGAGAUUACAUUCUUCAUCCAUUGUUAUGGCAAAAAAUACAAAAUUGAUGUUCAGAAUUGUACUCGUUGCAUAGAGCUUCUUUAUAAACUAUACCAGACAUUAAAUCUUGAAUAUCCUCCAGAAGGAAAGAGCGUUUGGAACUUGGUGCAGGAGUUGGUGUUUGAUACUCCUUGUAAGGAGAAAAACUCAAGCACAUCUAGUGUCUUAUCUGAUAUUAAACAUCAUUUAAUGUUGUUUUUUGGAGGAUGGUUUAAGUUUAAUCAAUUUCACCUUUGCUGUAUGUUUGCGAAACUUUCACCUUUCAAAUUAUAUACAUUCUCACACCAAAUAUUAUGUUAUGUUUAAGACAGCUAGUCAUUAUUAUACCAUAUGUAUUUUUUUUGUUGAAAACAGCAUAUAUUACUAUAUGUAUAUUAUAUUAUAGGUUAUUU